AUGCGUCUCUCGACCGCCCUCCCCCUCGUCCUCCUCCCCGCUCUCACCCUCGCCCACCAUGAUCCCCUCCGCCCAGCACACCACAGAAGACAGCUCGCACGACACGGGCAUGUAGCUUAUGGCAAGCGAGUCCCGGCCAUUGAUGACAUCCUUGGUGGUGGCAGCACUUCUAGCAGCGACGCGGCCACUUCGACAGCGUCCGCCGAUGGAAAGUCAACAUCAGGGGCCGCCGCCGCGACUUCAGCCGUAGCGUCGACCUCCGAGGCAGCCACGACGACCAACAGGGCCGAGGCGUCGACGUCGACAGCUGAUACUUCCUCGGCAGCUCCCGGAACAUCUCAAGCUGCCACGAGCACGGUCAAUUCAAGCAGUGCAGGAAAGUCUUCCGCUGCUAGCUCUGCAGCGGGCAGUUCCAGCGCCUCUGCUUCGGCAUCUGCAUCAGCCUCGGAUUCGAGUUCAGCUUCGGGCGCUGGUUCUAUCCCUGCUUCGGGCCUCUCCGCUUCUUCUUCCCAGUCCGCUUCGCCCAGUCCCUCAGAGGUCACCGAGACCGCCUCGGGAUCUUCUUCUCCCACCACCCCCGCCGCCCAAUCCGUCCAAUACACCACCGACUCUUCCGGUCAGACCCAGAUGAUUACAGUCGUCCUGACCCAAUCUGCCGACGACGACGACCCCUCUACUGCGAAUGCUGCUGCUACUGCCUCGUCUGCCAACACAGCGGCGACGAACGAAGAUGACGGCUCGCUGUCUACGGGUGCGAUCAUUGGUAUCUGUGUCGGUGUCGGCGUUGCCGUGUUGGCCUUGAUUGGACUUGCACUUUGCAGGAUGAGGAAGCGAAGCUCGGACGAGGACGAGGCUAUUCGAUGGCCUGAAUUGAACCGUCACGGCGACUCUGACGUCCACCACGCCCUCCCUGCCCGCGAGACUGGUCAACACGGCUUUGAAACCAGCGGCAUGUCUCGCCCCCUCUCUUCCGGUUCUUCCAUUCACUACGCAGACUACCCCGCCGAGUACGGCUCCGCUGGCGGAGACUAUCUCGGAACACCCAUGCCCCAUACCUCUGUCCCCAUGGCUCUCGGCGGCUCCAACUUUGGCGCGAGCUCGACUCUGGAAGACGAGUACGAUGAAAAGUACUCUCCUGCUCAUCUUGACCACUCGGCCACCCACCUUGCCGGCGGUCCCCCUAGCCCCAACCCCAACAGUCUCGACGAACACGACAACUACUCCUCCUUGCCCCCUCCUGUCCAGCCGACUCCUGUCGGUCUCGGUAUGGGCGGUAUGAUGUACGGCCAGGGGCACCCAAGCCCAAACCCGAGUGAGCACGCGAUGCUGGACAAUGAGGAUGUCUACGGUGGGAUGGGAGCGCAGAGUGUACAAAUGACGCAGAUGGGUGCAAGGGGGGGGGUUACAUACCCACAAGUUGCCCUUACUUCCCCCGUGCCAGAGUAUGGCAUGGAGUACCCUGACUACCCUCGAGGUGGUUAUUAG
This is a messenger RNA of Cryptococcus wingfieldii CBS 7118, 1485 nucleotides long. RefSeq lists its product as hypothetical. The coding region runs from base 1 to 1485 and encodes 494 amino acids. The record is from RefSeq and is a predicted model, not a curated record. Lineage: Eukaryota; Fungi; Basidiomycota; Tremellomycetes; Tremellales; Cryptococcaceae. The transcript is spliced from 4 exons.